AUGAGGUCACUCAACGUGUUUAUCCUGAUGGUUAUGGCAGGCGCCAGUGUCAUGGCAGACGAAAGCUUGCGGAGUGAACGUAGUGUUACAGCAGAUAACCAUCCCUUCUCGCAUCUAUGCGAGUCCCAGCCUGAUAAAUUUUUGUGCGCCAACUGCAAAACCAUGGUCCAAUGUGUAAAAGGGCAAGCCUUUACUCGUCACUGCAUCGAGAGCCACUACUGUUCGGAGAAGAGCGAGUUUGGAGGUGCUGUCUGCUACCCGGAUGAACCUACAGACUGCACCUGUACGAAGGCUAAUGAUUUCCGUGUGGAUCCCUAUGAUCCCCAGAGAUUCUUCUCUUGCAAGAAUAUUGGAUCUCUACCAGAGAGUUACAAGUGCCCGGACGGCAUGGAGUUCGAUGAGGCUUCGGCGCAGUGUCAGAACGUAGGUGGCCUACCUCCAUGCACUGUUUCUGGGGUCUUUGCUAACCCCAAGAACUGCAGUGAAUACUAUUCGUGCAUCUCGCUCCGGCAUGGAUGGCUGCAGAAGACCUUUGUCUGCAGUACUGACCUGAUGUACAACCAGAAGACGGGCACUUGUGAAGAUCCUUGCAUUUACCAGUUCGUAUGCCAGCAGGAAGGACGUUACCCAGACCUCCUCGAUAAGCGCAACUACUUUGAGUGCUAUAUGCAUGCAGGUAUACUGAAGCAAAUGCGUUACCAGUGUCCUGAAGCCUACAUGUGGGACAUCACUUCCCCUGGCGUGGGCAAAUGUGUGGAGGACCAUGGACAGAGUAACUCUGAUAAUGCCUUCAGCCUGUGCGUGCUACCGGCAAACUUGUGUCCUGGUACAUAAAAAAAAAAAAUCCCUGGUUCCAACUUACAGACACCCGAUAAGUGGACCAGGCCUGAACUUCGAUUGUGUCUCAAUUUUUAAAAAUAAAUUAUUUUUUUUGGAGUUCUAA
Molecule: messenger RNA, 943 nt
Organism: Penaeus monodon (black tiger shrimp)
Lineage: Eukaryota; Metazoa; Arthropoda; Malacostraca; Decapoda; Penaeidae
Product: peritrophin-44-like
Cellular component (GO): extracellular region
Molecular function (GO): chitin binding
Source: RefSeq, a predicted model, not a curated record